Messenger RNA from Bufo gargarizans (Asiatic toad), 4534 nucleotides. RefSeq names its product proline rich 11 (gene PRR11). NCBI's taxonomy places the organism in Eukaryota, Metazoa, Chordata, Amphibia, Anura, Bufonidae. Bases 2113 to 3333 code for a protein of 406 amino acids. The transcript has 10 exons. Gene Ontology annotation, cellular component: cytoplasm; nucleus. The record is from RefSeq and is a predicted model, not a curated record.
GAUCACUGGGUCUAGAACAGGAAGCCGAAUUUCGGCUCCUGAUCUGUAGAUACUGCGCUCACUGAGCUCUGUGUAUACAGCGGUCUCCCAGCUCCUGAUCUGUACAUACUGCACUCGCUGAGCUCUGUGUAUACAGCGGGCUCCCUGCUCCUGAUCUGUAGAUACUGCCCUCACUGAGCUCUGUGUAUACAGCGGUCUCCCAGCUCCUGAUCUGUACAUACUGCACUCGCUGAGCUCUGUGUAUACAGCGGGCUCUCUGCUCCUGAUCUGUAGAUACUGCGCGCACUGAGCUCUGUGUAUACAACGGGCUCCCUGCUCCUGAUCUGUAUAUACUGCGCUCACUGAGCUCUGUGUAUACAGUGGGCUCCCUGCACAUCUACAUUCGCUGAGCUCUGUGUAUACAGCGGUCUCCCAGCUCCUGAUCUGUACAUACUGCACUCGCUGAGCUCUGUGUAUACAGCGGGCUCUCUGCUCCUGAUCUGUACAUACUGCGCUCACUGAGCUCUGUGUAUACAACGGGCUCCCUGCUCCUGAUCUGUAUAUACUGCGCUCACUGAGCUCUGUGUAUACAACGGGCUCCCUGCUCCUGAUCUGUAUAUACUGCGCUCACUGAGCUCUGUGUAUACAGUGGGCUCCCUGCACAUCUACAUUCGCUGAGCUCUGUGUAUACAGCGGGCUCCCUACUCCUGAUCUGUAGAUACUGCCCUCACUGAGAUCGUGUAUACAGUGGGCUCCCUGCUCCUGAUCUGUAGAUACUGCGCUCACUGAGCUCUGUGUAUACAGCGGGUUCCCUGCUCCUGAUCUGUAGAUACUGCGCGCACUGAGCUCUGUGUAUACAGCGGUCUCCCAGCUCCUGAUCUGUACAUACUGCCCUCACUGAGCUCUGUGUAUACAACGGGCUCCCUGCUCCUGAUCUGUAGAUACUGCGCGCACUGAGCUUUGUGUAUACAGCAGGCUCCCUGCUCCUGAUCUGUAGAUACUGCGCGCACUGAGCUCUGUGUAUACAACGGGCUCCCUGCUCCUGAUCUGUAGAUACUGCGCUCACUGAGCUCUGUGUAUACAGUGGGCUCCCUGCUCCUGAUCUGUAGAUACUGCGCUCACUGAGCUCUGUGUAUACAGUGGGCUCCCUGCACAGCUACACUCGCUGAGCUCUGUGUAUACAGCGGGCUCCCUGCUCCUGAUCUGUAGAUACUGCCCUCACUGAGCUCUGUGUAUACAGCGGGCUCCCUGCUCCUGAUCUGUAGAUACUACCCUCACUGAGAUCUGUGUAUACAACGGGCUCCCUGCUCCUGAUCUGUAGAUACUACCCUCACUGAGCUCUGUGUAUACAGCAUGCACAAGGAGGUUCAGGAACAUUAGGGUGCGACCACACUGCGUGCUCAUGGGGCGCUUGCAAUGAGACUGUGCUGCAUUCAUGCACGGCUCUAAUUAGACUAAUGAGUUUUGAUAAUGGCCAUGUGGUAGAACACGGUAAGUGCCACACGACGGCUCAAUGUGGUCGUACCCUAAUAUGCUGACCGCCUGGAUGAUUAAAGUCUAUGUCUGGCCGGCAAGUGGUCAUAAAAAGGGCCUUUUAUAUCAGUCCAUCUAUAAGUUGCUUUAAAGGGAACCUGUCACCGUCUGGACCAUGCCCUCACGAUGAAAUCGGCAUAUGUCAUUUAGCUGCUAUGGUCACUGUCAGAACUUUUUGGUCACGUCCAACUUCAGGGCACAAACUGCUUCUGUUUCCAAUGGCAACCAGCAUUUAGUGGAGCGUGGACUUGACAGAGACAUCACAAGGUGCCUGGACCAAGCGGCCAUACAUUAUGUGGGUGAUCUGCUCCUGUUCUGUGCUUAGACCAGCACCUGGUUGUAGCUCACCAUCACUGGGGGAAAUCACACUGUGUGAACAGGGGCCUAAGGGGUGUGGAUUUCAAGGGAUUCAUGGUGGGCUCAUCUACUGAAGUUCACCACUUCAUUUGAGGUGGCAGGACCAGCAAAGAAAGGUAGUGGGCGGGGCGAGGUGCAGAUAAGGAGGGGGAGGAAUUGUGGGAGAAAAUGGAGCCCUGGGGGCAGGUAACGUCUUCAGGUGGCUGCUGUGAGUGACGAGCGAAGGGCAGAGGGAGGAGCAGCAUGGAGCUGGCCGCAGAUGAUGGAGCACCGGCCAUGCACGCUCAGCACACAGGAUGCAGAGGCGUCUCCUGCUCCCGCCAUUUCUCAGCCCAGGCCCGCUCCUCGGCUUCCUCUAGACCGCGCGCUGAGCCGCCCCUUCCUCCUGUCCGUCGGUGUGCCCGCAGCCUGAGGCCGCCAGGGGCUAUGGCAAAGUUCCUGCAAGCCCGCAGAAGACCAGGAAAACAGAAGAAGCCAAAACAAUGGACAUUAAGAAAGACAAGAGCGCCCAGUGUUAAUGCUGUGGUAACAGAACAGACAAAGGCAAAGCAACCAUGGUAUUUUAGUCUGGUCCAUUUUUUAUGGCUUAGAUUGUCCAGUAUUAGAUAUGUAGUGAGUUCCGUCGUGGAAGCCUUCAUAUCAUUAUGCUUGUGGAGCCAUAACAGUGUGAAAAAGCGAUUUAUUUUUGUAAAAAAUAUCAUUGCUCCACCUUUAACCUACCAUCUUCAACAACGCACAUUGAAACGACGCUUACAUAAACUUGAAGUGGAGUUUCUAAAGAUGCAGCUAACACUUCAGACUAAAGACACCAAAUCAAGUGUAUCGGGGAGUGUCUGCUGCUGUAGUUGUCAGCAAGCCAAGACCCUACCUUCUAUAAAAGAGUCUAAGGUGGAAGCAGCAGGAGCAGGUCUCUUGCCUUCUCUACCACCGCCUCCUCCUCCACCCCCGCCUCCUCCUCCUCCUCCACCACCAGGUCCACCACCGAGCUUUCCACUUGAAAAACGUCUGCCACUGUUGAAGAAAGUGCCAAGCACUCAACCACCAAAGGCACCAUUGGUAAAGCAAGAAGGUCCCAUUCAGAUAACCCUGAACGAUCUUCUGAAUGUCAAAUUGAGAAAGACCAAAGACAGCAUAGACAGACAAAAAAAGAUAUUAAACAGAAGCCUUUUUUCUCCACUGAUCACUGUAUCACAACUGGACGGUGUUAAACUGAAGAUGGCUUCCAGAAUGCCACCAAGGCGUCUCACAAAUGUUUCUAAAGAGAAGCUUCAUAGCCCACAGGAUGUCAGGCAACGUCUUAGAAAGGUCCACAUGGAAAGGAGUCCAGGAGGAACCCCGUUUUACGACGGAGAAAACAAAGAGAAUGGAACUGGAGUAAAGAUUUUAAGGCGGAAAUUCCAGCUCGCUCACCCAAAAAGUCCAUCACCGCUGAAGAGGUCUCCAGUAAAUCAUGGUCUUGAUUAAGCACGCUGGUAGUACAGUCGUAAAUGGAGUCUGUAGUACCACGCCACUGUGUAGACAUCUAAAUGAUUAAGUCAAAAUAAAGUGCAUAAUUGUUUUCCCAACUUUUUAGAAUGACACGUUGUCUCACCACAGACAUUGGUGGCAUGUCUCUAGAAUAUGCCACUAAUAUAAUUUGGUGCGUGUCCCACCUAUGGGACCCGCUCCUGUUUCCAGAACAGGACCCCUGAAGUGAAAAGAGGGCAGCCGCGCACACAUGGCCACCCACCCUUCAUUUCUAUCGGAGUUCUGAAAAGAGCCACGUGCUGGCUCUGCUAUCUCCAGCAGUCCCAAGGUGGUGAAUGGAGCAGUGGCUAUGCAUGAGCAGUGCACUAUCCAUCCAUUUCUAUGGAAUUUCCGAAAUAGCUGGCUAUUUUUGGAACUCCCAUAGAAAUUAAUGGAGUGCAUGAACGUUGUGCUCGCCUUCAUUUUCGGGAGCCCGUUCUGGAGAUGGGUGCAGGUCCCAACUCUGGGAUUCUCUCUCUCCUAUCUGACAUUGGUGGCAUAUCCCAUUGAUAUGAGAUGAUAAAAACGACUUUAAGCUGGAAAUAUGAUUGGAAGAAACCACUGAUUUAUGUGACACCAUGUUUGAUUUACUCUGUUCUGCUUGUGCAGAUGAGCAGGUUGGUGUUUUUGUUUUUUUAUAAAUUGACUAAGUUAUUUAGGUGAUGUAUUGCAUGUAGCGGUAUAAUGGAGCUGGCUCUCCGUUACGUACUGUAAUCAUCUUCAGUGCACAUCAUCAUCAUCCAUUACUGUGCAUUAAAGGAUGACUUUUCUGUUAUACAUCAGUUAGUUUUAUAAAAGAUACACAGCAAAUGACAAGGAUUUUAAUUUGGUACAAGUAAUCCAACAAAACUUAUAUUUCUAUUUUAACAAAUAAAUGCACAGAUUGUUUGUUUCAGACCCUGCUGUGAUGAACUGAUAGCAAAUACUGGUGGGGACGUUGUUCUUAAUGUACAAGCUUCUGUGUUUUUAUGUUCAUUUUAUCUGUGCCGUAUUUCUUUGUUGUUUGACAGUGUGAAUGUAAAAUACCACAAUGGUGUUCUUCUGCCACCCUUUAGAAAUGGGCACUUUAUGUUUGGCUGCCCUAUCAUGGUGCAAUACGGAUAUUAAAUCUAAUACUUGACAACAGCCUUUUUUUUUUUUUUUUUUUUUUUUUUUUUUU